Notodromas monacha is the source of this 3798-nucleotide messenger RNA. The record is from the annotation of a GenBank genome assembly. NCBI's taxonomy places the organism in Eukaryota, Metazoa, Arthropoda, Ostracoda, Podocopida, Cyprididae.
AUGGCGACGAAGGAACUCGCUGAUUCGUGGUUUUUAAAGUACCUGAUCCCAGAUCCUAUCACGGGCCAGACCCUGCUCAACACAGUGUCUCGCAUGGAGAAGGGCCAGAGUACCUUGUGGAGCGAAUGUGAUUCCGAAACCGAAGAUGUGGCCUUUUCCGUUGCAUUCCGAGACUCGCUGAGCGUGCAUCUUGCGGAGCAUCCGAAAUCGGUGUCCAUUCUGUCGGCGGCUUCGUCACACAGUCUCAGACAUGUCAUAGAUUGGCCUACUUUCAUAAAUCUCAAGUCUUCCGAAGAGUUUUCCGAAUGUGAUGCUGUGGGUCGCACAGGACUCAUUUGGCUAGUGUUCACUGUGCAUAUCAAGGGUGUAGAAGCCCUGUUGGACUCCUCGGGUGGUGUGGCUUCCAUUACAUUAUCCGACUCGCAUGGUAACACAGCGUUGCAUUACGCAGCUGCAGAAGGAAAUACCUUGUGUGUCCAGUUACUGUUGGACCGCGGUGCUGAUCCAUAUGUGAAGAACCAUUUUGGAGAGACUCCCGCUGAUCUAGUGAUGAACCAUCAGCACAAGGAGUGCUGGGCUCUUCUGACAGAAAAGUACCCGGACUUUGAAACCCCAGAAGACUCUCUCUUGGACAAGAUGCUCAUGUCAAAAAAGGGUCAUCUUGCAUUUCCAGGGCUCAGGAUUCAUAGACCAGUGAGUGAGAUGGGGUUGUGUGCAGAGGCCCAGAUCCUGAGGAUGUUGAGGGUUGAGAUCCCCAGUGUGACCAAGUGUGAUCCUCAGCUCCUUUUGGUACCAGGAAAAAAGCCAAAGACUUUUGCACAUGAGCAGCAACAGGCUGGUAGUGAUGGUGAGCAAUUGGUGUACAGUGUCCUGCAAGGAAGUCUGGAAGCACUCCAUCAGCAACUGCCAGACUGGAGUUUUGCACUUUUCUCAGGCCUGAGUAUCCUGGAAGGUGAGACAGAGACUGAGAUGGAUGCCUGCCUUUUGAGCUUCCAUAAAGAGUCCUCCAAGAGUGCAGCCAUGUUUUGUGAGGUGAAGACCUGCAAAGAAAGAGGGGAUGUUUUGGCAUAUGAGAACAGAAGAGGUGGGAAGGUGGUGAAAGGCGCAGCUUUCCAACUCCUCACACAGACCACAUCCAUGGAGAAGAAGCUGAAGAAUUCUUCCUUGUCCUGGGUGACCAAGACCAUUGCCUUGCCCUGUUUUCCCAAUGAGACAUGCAACCCUGUCUGUGGAGCUGAAGAAGCCCUCCAAGGCUUUAUGGACUCAAUCUCUGAGGAGAAAACCAGGAAAAUAAAGGAGUAUGGAGAGAAUCCCAUUUCACUGGCUUUUAGCCAAAUCACAGUUCAUCCACUUUUUUCACAUGACCUCUCUGAAGGCAGUAGAAUGACUGAGUUUCUUAGGCACCACUUGGUGGAGAAAUCUGAGGUGCAUGAAAACUUUCCUGACCUCUUUGUGCUUGUUAUGGUCUUCUGCAAAGGAUAUCUGUUGGAAAAGUCCUUGGAUUCCCUGGAUCAGUACACAUAUGCCUUUGUGCAGAGGGACCAGGAAGCUGUGUUGAAGGACUCUGAUGGUGGCAAGAAGCCCUGGCUGAUCCUUGGUGGAAGUGGCACUGGGAAAUCCUUCCUGGCCUGGUUGAAGCUUGGCUUGUUGAAAGAGAGUGGACAAGUGACACCAGAAAAGCAGGCAGUUUAUCUGGUGCAUGAAGCAUGCACUGCUCUACAGGCUGCAUUUUAUGCACAUGCAAAUGCCAGAGAAAUUCCAGAGGACUGUUACGUGAUCAUGAGUUGUCCUCAUAAAGAGCAUGGGCAGCUGGAAGUGCUGCAAGAGAUACAAAAGGACCCAAACAUAGCCUGGGUCUUCAUUGAUCAGUUUGAAGACUCUUCAUCUGAUGUUUUUGAGAGCCAGGAUAUGCUCAAUGCUGUUGUGCAAUUGGCAUUGGUCAAGGAUGGUGUCUGGAUCAUGUUCAAUCAUGAGACCUGCAUGUCUGUUUUGUUUAAAGAUGACCUUCCAUGGGAGGAACAGUGCAAAGUGCAAUUUCUGGGCACUAGGUUGAGGAAUGCACCAAAUAUUGGCAAUUGCUUGCUACAGUCAGGCAGUUCUGGCUGGUGGCUGGCCUCCAAGUCCAUCCCACAUUUGCCAGCAGCUUGUCAAGGGGAUGGUCUGGAUCACCACCAGGUGUACAUUGUGGACUAUCUACAAGACAGCAGAGAAGUGCAUUCCAAUUCACCCUCUACAGAUGUCAUUGACAUGGACUUCGUGGAUUGUGUGGUGACAUUGGUAAAUGAGAAGGUGGACUUCUUGGACAUCUUGGUAGUUAACAAUACAGGGCAUAAAGUGACUGCAGCAACUCUUAGCAAUCUCUACAGCAGGAUGUUUUUUAGGUUUGGUAUUGAACAAAUCAUUCCACCUGACUGUGGUAGGAGACAGUAUGUGAGACAUCCAUCCAAGGUGCCCCUGAUCCUCAGAUAUCCAUUCCAGCAAUGUGAUGAAUGUGCCUCUGGGAACAAAAAUCACCAGGAGUUGACUUCCUUUGAAUCUGAAGUUCAGGAAAGAAUUGACAACAUUUUUUCCUUGUUGGAUGUUGAUAAGCUUUCUGAACAACUGCAAGACUUCCAGACCUGGCUAGAAAAACAAGAAAGCUCUUUAAAGGUGUCCUGCAUCAAGAGAGCUUGUAUAAUGCUGCUGAUCUUCACUGAUGAUGCUUCAAGACAGUUGACCUGGAGGAAGUUGACACAAGAGAGGUCAUCAAAUCUUCCAUCCAAUGUAAAUCCUGUUGAUUAUUCAGGCAUGAAAUCAAUUUUUAGUGAAUGGCAAACUAUAGCACAAGAGUGCCCAUACAUUCUCCUGAUAGAUCCAAUGGAUGUCAACCUUGCUGAGGCAGACAAGAAGCAUCUUCUGCAUUACCUUCCCUUACAGAUCCCUGAAGUUGAGCCUGGCCAUCCUAUGGACACUGAUCAUGUAGUUGUAAAAAUAAUUAAGAAGUGUAUGGAUGAAGGCAUUGACUCUGAAAGGCUCCUUCUUGUUGAUGUCAAAACAGGCUCCAAAGGACCAGGUUUCAGCAGACAUAAAGUGCAGGCUGCUUUGAGGUCAUCUGGAUUCCGUAUGUUGACCAGAGAGGUUGAGGAUAGUCUUGGCUUUGAAGGAACUUCUGAAGCUGCCAUUAGUGGGAAACUCCAGUGCAAAUCUCAGCCAGGGAAGAAGAAACAGCAGCAGAAAAAACCCCCUGCUCCAAAGCGGGUUAAAGUAGAAAUAUCCAGAGCACCUGUUGUUGUCAAUGCAGCAUUGAUUCCCUGUCCAUGGUGUAGUGCAAAAAAGCCUCACUCAGAAUUCAAAGCCUUCCAGACAACAAUUGCCAGGAUGCUGCAAACUAUUUGCACUAGCUCACAGCCAAAAGCUUGUCUGCAAUUCCUACAUGUAUGGCUCACAGAACUGAAGAAGGACCUGAAAUACUCCCCUGACUGUUUCCAGAAGCAAAUUGCCAUUUUGCUUGACAUUACAGAAAUUGCUUUUCAGCAGGAUUCUCCAAACAUCAGGUCAUUGUUCUUGGGCUGGAAUUCCAUCAGAGUCUCUGCAAGUAACUUCAUUGCUUUUGUGGACCACAGUAGUGUUGGGGGAUUUGAGUGUGAUAUUGUAAUAGCUCCCAUGGCCAGCAUGUUCUUGGUGCCUCCAGGGAAUGAUGACAUGGGCAACAGGGCGAAAUUAAAAGCUUUUGUUUUGGUGCCCAGAGAGGAAUUGGUGGAAGUAAGGAAAUUUGCUGAAGACUGGGCUUUACCUCUCACCAUCAUGGACUUGCCAUGA